Messenger RNA from Tigriopus californicus, 1391 nucleotides. RefSeq names its product chitin deacetylase 7-like. Gene Ontology annotation, biological process: carbohydrate metabolic process. The coding region runs from base 122 to 1363 and encodes 413 amino acids. The record is from RefSeq and is a predicted model, not a curated record. NCBI's taxonomy places the organism in Eukaryota, Metazoa, Arthropoda, Copepoda, Harpacticoida, Harpacticidae. The transcript has 8 exons.
UAAGGCGUCAUUUCCUCCGAACUCUUUACAAAGAUAGUGCCUAAAAGAGACUAGAUAGGCCGUGACUCACGAAUGAGAGAGAGCAUUCCUCUUAUUAGCUUUGAUCAAUACGCACUCAAAAAUGUGGCACACAUGCAGCUUAACUAUCGUUACUCUUUUGGGGUUACUUGUCAUCGUUCAACCCCAAGAGCUAGCCAAACCGUGCGAUGUAACACACUGUGAUCUGCCAGAUUGUCGAUGUUCCAACACAAUUCCACCUUUGGAGGAAAAGAAAAUUCCACAAAUCGUUCAUUUGACCUUCAAUGAGGCGGUUACCAGUACCUCAGAGCGCUUUUUCGAGCAACUCUUCACCGGAGAGUACAAGAACCCGAAUGGUUGUAACAUCAGAGGAACGCAUUAUGUUAGCCAUGAAUACUCAGAUUACUCCCUGGUUCACACUUACUGGUCGCGAGGUCAUGAAAUUGGGAGCAUAUCUAUUUCCCAUGAAAAUAACGUAACAUAUUGGCAACUUAUCAACGAAACAGGAUGGGCUCUCGAAAUGGACGGAAUGCGAGACAUCUUGAGCGGAAUGGCUAACGUUCCAAUCGAUGAAAUACAAGGGAUUCGAUCUCCAGACCUUCAGAAUGGCGGGAACGCUCAGUUCAAGAUGAUGAAGGACUACGGCUUUCUGUACGAUUCUUCGUUGCCCACUGAAGAAUUUGCUUUUGUAAACAUGGAUCGCGCCCUUUGGCCAUACACGUUCGACUAUUUGAGCAUCCAGGACUGCCAAAUUGAGCCGUGCUUGAAUCAAUCCUUCCCUGGAAUUUGGGAAUAUCCUAUCUUGAUGUUAGAAGACUCCAGAGAUACAUUUGGAAAUGGACAAGGCGAGCCUUGCUCGUUCUUUGGAGCUUGUCAAGGAUAUCCCGACCCUGAUCCAAAACACAUAUUUGUUAUGUUGAAGAAGAACUUUGACAGAGUUUACAAUGGUAAUCGAGCACCAUUUGGGCUUCACGCUCAAACAGCUUUCUUCGUGGAGCCUCAAACGUGGAUGUUCGACGGAUAUGUCAUGUUCGUUCAGUACUUGGCGGCCCUUGAGGAUGUUUACAUCGUGCCCGUGAUUGAUGGGUUAAAAUUCGUGCAAAACCCCGUGGCAUUAGAGGAAGCUGCCACAUAUGAACCAUUCGGUUGCGACAAUUUUCCCAAGCCAUUUGAUUGCUUGGCUAAGUCUUGCCGAUAUGCAGAGGACAGUCUUCCUCCUACUAUGCAAGGUAGUGGUGAGAAAUAUAUGACAACCUGUCAUGAGUGUCCAAAGAAAUACCCGUGGUUAGGAAAUCCUCAAGGGCUAGAGGAUGAGGAAUAUAUGAAUCCGAAUGACUUGUAUUAAGAUAAAAUACAUGUUUUAUACACAUUGA